AUGGGAGUGGAAAGCGGAGGUGCAAAGGAAGAGGACGCAGAACAGGAGGAUAGUGCCAAUAAUGCGACGGUCUCAUCAUUCUCAACUGCCCCCGAACAAGAAGUGUCUACUUCGCGUAGCAAUUUGGAUAGUGAACCGACCCUGGAAUCUACUCAAUCGGACAAGUCGCCAGUUAGAUCUCAUGAUCGGUCGUUCAGCGACGACUCUAGGCAUUGUGAAGGAACUCCUCCAACAUGUAGAAAUGGUGUAAUGGAUUUGUCCCGUCGUGGUUUGAACCAACUUGAUCGAAAAUUUCGGAAAGAAUACGGUUGUGUAAAGAAGCUCAUCAUUAGGUGUAAUGAAUUUAAAAAUGUGGCAGGCUUCGAUAUGUUCAAGCAGUCGUUUGUCAAUCUAGAAACUUUAGAUAUUUCAUCCAAUUAUAUUGAGAGCAUUCCAGUUGGGCUCGACAAUCCUCGUCUGUCAUGCUUAGAUUUAAGUUCGAAUGCAAUAACAUCCUUGCCGGAUUUACUCAAGUUAAGAUCUUUAACACGUUUGGAUAUCUCAUCAAAUAGAAUCUCAUCAUUAAAGGGAGCCGUUCUUCCGAAGCAACUGUUAUCUCUGAAUAUUGCCUCCAAUCACAUAGAUGAUCUCACAGAAUUCAUGCGAUUGCUACCUCUAGAGAAGAUGGAAUCGAUUUCAUUGGCCAAUAAUCCCUGCAUAUCGAGUCCGUCGUUUGACUAUCGCAUAUAUAUCUUGUCGGUGUUACCUUCACUGCAAGACAUUGACGGUUUCAUAGUAACCGAAGAGGAACAACUCAAAGGUGAAUGGCUAUAUAGCCAAGGAAAAGGACGAUCGUUCAAGCCUGAUACUGGAGCGCAUACGGCUCUUGUGAAGUAUUUGGAGCGAUAUUGUCCAUUUGAUGUGGAAGGCAAGCUGGUCUCAACUUUGGACCAGUCUGUAGUGAAGGUGAUGGAAAAAAGGCGAGAGAUGCUCAGUCAUAGCGGGUACGAUGAUGACUCUUCUCAAUCUCUCAGCGUACAUUCCCCCUACGGAGCAUGGGCCGCUCAUUUAGAAGGGAAAGAAAAUCGAAUCCCAGUUCUUAGUGGCACGAAACAUUUGUAG
Molecule: messenger RNA, 1101 nt
Organism: Cooperia oncophora
Lineage: Eukaryota; Metazoa; Nematoda; Chromadorea; Rhabditida; Trichostrongylidae
Source: the annotation of a GenBank genome assembly